AUGGUGCGCCCCGUGCGCUGCGGCGGUGGUGGCAGCAGGCGCAGCAAGACGUAUUGGGUGUGCAGCUGCGGUGGCUGGAACUGGGACUGGCGUACCACGUGCCUCGGCUGCGGCUACGCGGCACCGCCUUGGGCGCUGGAUGCUGCUGCUGCCAGGGCCAGGCCCCAGGCGGACAAGGACGGCUGGGUGGACCAGCCACGAGGGCGCCGUGCCCAGAGGCAGGCCCGCGGUGCGGCUGCGAGCGCGGCAUCCACCGAGUCGCAGACCUCGGCGUCGGGCGACAGCGGGGCGCCCAGCGGCAGCGGCGCCGCGGCGAUCGAGAGGCUGCAGGCAGCGGUCGAGCAGCUGGAGGCGCUGCAGGCGGAGCCGCCCGACGGCGUGGACAGCUGCUUCACCGACGUCGUCGCCAGCCAGCUGGAGGCCAAGCGCGCCAAGCUGGGCGCUGCCCAGCGGGCAGCAGCGGGGCAGAAGGCGUCCUCCCUGCCGCGGUCAGCGCUGCUCCACAAGGAGGCGAACCGCCUGGAGCAGAAACAGGCGGCGCGCGACCUCGCCGAGGCCCAGCUCCAGAAGGCCCAGCAGGAGCUGGCGCAGCUCGACGCAGACUUGGAGGAGGCACCCCGUGCUGUCCGCGCCCUCGAGGAGGACGCCCGUGCCGAGGCCGAGGCGCAGCGGCGUCAGCGGGCAGCGGAGUGGGCAGGGCCCAGCGAUGUCCCUGGGCCCUUCGUGCAGUUGGACAAGCUGCCUGAGGCUUGGGGAUCCAGCAACUUCGAGGUGGCUUGGGCGGCCAUUCGUACCCAGGUGGAGGCCGUGCGCACGCUGCUCGCCCAAGCCCCUGCUGCACCAAGGAGGGCGCCAUGGGCGGAGUCACGCCCCAUGGAGGAGGUCAGCAGCGAGGACGGCCUCCACGCAGGAGCGACCGAGCCCUGGCAGCCGCAGAGCGCUACGGAGCGCGGCCGGGCAGAGCGCCGCGGUGACGCCCGCGGCGAGUGGCCGAAGGUCGCCCAGGCGUUCAAGCGGGAGCUGGUGGCCCCAGGAGUUGCAGCGGAGGUUCGAGGUCAGGGCAGUCGUGCAUUCAGCAGCACCAGAGCGUCUGAGCCGAGGCAGCGCGCGGGCGGGGGCGCCGACGCGGCCCGCAUUGGAGGCGAGCGGCCCCUCGACCCCGGGAGGGCCCAGGGCCCGCAGGCGCCAGGCCAAGCGACAGCGGCAGCUCUGGAGGUCCGAUGCGGGCUGGAGGUGCUCGGGGUCAACGGCAACACGUGGAGGAGGAGCCUGGAGGUCGCCGAGGCCUUCGCCUCUCGGCACGGCGCCCUGCCGCACUUGGUAAUGCUCCAGGAGACCCGCCUGGCCCCGCACCGCCUGGAGGAAGCCAGAAGCGCAGCGCGCCGCAUGGGGUAUACGGCUUUCCUCCACGCAGCAGCGCCCACGGACAAGGAAGGCCUGCUUGCGAACUCAGGCGGCGUGGCCACCCUGGUGCGCAGCGACCUGCAGGUAGCGGAGAGUGCGUGGAUGGCGCCGAGUGACUUGAGGCAUCGCAUGAUUGGGGUCACAAUCACCGCGGCGUCAGGGCUGCAGUUCCUGGCGUGCUCGCUGUAUCUGCAGGACGCCCUGGGGCCCAAGGGCAUCAACCUCGACAUCUUCGCGGCCUUCGGCGACAUGGCGCUGUCCGACGGCAUGCCCUGGCUCGCGCAGGGCGACUUUAACAUGGAGCCAGGCACGCUGCACGAAUUGGGCUGGCCUCGGGUGCAGCGCGGCACGUACCUGGGGCCUGCCGAGUGCACAUGCGUGGCCCAAGGCGCUGAGCAUGUGUACGACUGGUACAUGGGCUCCUUCUGCCUGGCCCAUGGCGUCAGAGAGGCCUCAGCUCUGGAUGGCUUUGGGCUGUACCCCCACAAGCCCGUGAGGCUGCUGCUGCAGGACGUGAGACCAGACGCCUUGGUGCAGGUGCUGGUUCGUCCAGGUCGCUUUCCUGAUGUCGACGCAGCUGCUUGCCGGAUGCUGCAGUGCAGGUACACCGCCGCCUUGACCUGGGAGUUUGGCCCCCAGACGAGCGACGCCUGCGAGGCCGCUCGGCAGUGGAUCCAGGUCGUUGAGAGCACCUUGGUGGGGAUCCACGGCAUUGACGACGGCGACCUGCCCAGGUACCUGGGGCGGUCUGCAGGGCCCAAGGUUGUCCUCAAGCCCCUCAGCGCCGUGGUCAAGCGCGAGUACCGCCACCGGCACUCGGCCCUCACCCACGCCAUCCGCCAGGCCCUCGACGUCGCUCUCCAGAGGCUCACCGCGGACAAGACGAAGCGGUGGCAGCCCGCGCACGAGGCCUGGUACGAGCGGCAGGUCGAGCGGGUCCUCGCCGAUGUGGAGGCUGCCACUGUCGCAGCCUGUGAGGAGGACGAAGUCGAGGCCCUCGAGUUCGAUACUAGUGAGUGGGGCGACCUCGUUAGCCAAGCUGGCCUUCAUGGAGACCCAGAGGCGAUUGCAGUGCUGCAGCGGCGCCUCGCAUGCUCCCAGAGGCGAGAUGGAUGCAAGAGCUCGGCCUCCUGGAGGGCAUGGGCCAAGGAAGCGGUGCAGAAGGGUGGCAGGCUGGACCAUAGGUUCGCCAAGGCUGUGCCGCCCCCGCAGGUGGUCGACCCCGACACAGGCAGACCCUUGGCAGGCAUGCUGGCAGUCGGGCAGCUGGAGGCCAACUGGCAAGCCCUCUAG
Molecule: messenger RNA, 2697 nt
Organism: Prorocentrum cordatum
Lineage: Eukaryota; Dinophyceae; Prorocentrales; Prorocentraceae
Source: the annotation of a GenBank genome assembly